AUCAUUGCUGUCCCAGAAACUAAGUGAAGUGAGAUCCAACAUUCCACAUCCCGGCCCUCCCUUUAAAACCUCACUCUCCUCCACUUCUUUAUCACUUCCAACUCCAGUUCCAUCGUCUCUAUACACACAACGCUCACACAAAGAUAGAGCUAGAAAGAGGGGAGAUCGAAGGAAAGAUCAGAGGAAGAGGAAGAGAUGAUGGAGAGGACCGAGGACCUAGGGCUCAGCCUCAGUCUGAGCUCGUCUCUUGCUCCUCGCACUCGCCAUGUCGCCAUGCUGCUCCACCCUCCAGAGAUUCCUGGAGAUGCCACUGCUCCCCGCAAAGCGGAGCGAGGUCGCGGCCGAGGAGGGCCUGCGUGGUGGCAGCGACGAGGAGGACCGCGGCUGCAGCAUCGACGGCUCACGGAAGAAGCUUCGGCUGUCCAAGGACCAGUCGGCCGUGCUCGAGGACAGCUUCCGGGAGCACCCCACUCUCAACCCUAGGCAGAAGGCAGCGUUGGCGCAGCAGCUCUGCCUGCGGCCCCGGCAGGUCGAGGUGUGGUUCCAGAACAGGCGUGCUAGGACGAAGCUGAAGCAGACGGAGGUGGACUGCGAGUUCCUGAAGCGCUGCUGCGAUACGCUGACCGAGGAGAACCGGCGGCUACAGAGGGAGGUGCAGGAGCUACGCGCGCUCAAGCUCCUCUCGCCGCACCUCUACGCGCACACGUCCCUGCCCAUCACCCUCACCAUGUGCCCCUCCUGCGAGCGCGUCUCCCAAACCAACUCCACUGCCGCCUCCGACCGCCGCGCUGCCUCCAUCACUACGGCCGGCGACGGCACCGUCUGCCAUCGCCCAAUCGCCGUCCGGCCGCAGCAGUCAUGACGAUCGAUCGAGCUAGCUAUGUGUACGCCGUACGUGUCAAAGCUAGCCAACAGUCUGCGCAUUUAUUCGAGCAAACUGUUUCGUCCUUGUUAAUCUUCUCUCUGUGCUUGGCCGAUCGAGUACUGAUUAGUCGAGUCGUUAGCUAGCUAGAUGAUGAGCAGAGUUGCCGGCCGGCCCGGAACUGGGCGUGUAGGGAAUAUUUAGCUGGUCCUGGAGAAAGCAGCUAGAUAUGGCGGGAUACGGGUGUAGGGAUGGUGGGGUGCAAGGUGAUGGCACGAUGGUGCGUUCUGUCGACCUGCAUGGGCUGCUGCUGAUGACGGCGAUGAUGAGAUCGACUUGCACCGGUUGGUUUGUUGGACAGCCGUGCCUCUUAAUUCUAGCGUUAAUUAGCAUGGAUAGCCAUGUGCUUUCGGUCUAAUUAAUCCUGCAGGUUUGCUUAAUUAAUUCGGCACUCAGCUUAAUUUAGACAUG
This is a messenger RNA of Phragmites australis (common reed), 1333 nucleotides long. Its product is annotated as homeobox-leucine zipper protein HOX17-like. The record is from RefSeq and is a predicted model, not a curated record. Gene Ontology annotation, molecular function: sequence-specific DNA binding; DNA-binding transcription factor activity, RNA polymerase II-specific. The transcript has 4 exons. Bases 266 to 862 code for a protein of 198 amino acids. Lineage: Eukaryota; Viridiplantae; Streptophyta; Magnoliopsida; Poales; Poaceae. Gene Ontology annotation, biological process: regulation of DNA-templated transcription.